Penicillium brasilianum is the source of this 3587-nucleotide messenger RNA. NCBI's taxonomy places the organism in Eukaryota, Fungi, Ascomycota, Eurotiomycetes, Eurotiales, Aspergillaceae. The record is from the annotation of a GenBank genome assembly.
CCUUCCAUAAAUAGCAGGCACGUGGUGCUGACUCAGGAUUCCCCGCAUUCAGCCUAGUCUCGUUUUUUUCUCUUCUCCGACUCUCCGACUGCGGGAACGAGUCUGGAGGCGAGUUCAAUUGGUUCUUUCCCGACUCACAUUACAACCUCUACUUUCCCCCCCGAACACUCAAUCACCAACAGGUCGCGUGACAAUGUGGACUUUACAGAGCACACCAUGAAGUGUAAUGCGCUCUGACCCACGGUAGUGCUAACGUCCCUCGAUUGUGCUCCAGGCUCGUCGCAUUCGGCCGGGUUAUACCCCUCAUUUUGACCAACUGAGAUCGGCCGACUCCGAAAAGUCCCCGGAAUCUUUUCCCCAGACCGUUUCCCACACCCACUCAAUUCUACCCUCCUGCCGGUGCCUCGUUCUCGGGUUUGCGCAUCAUGUCGCCUGCAACCCUUCAAGUCAAUCCUAGUUCGAAGCUACCGUCGCCCGGGUUCAACGCCGGUGCGCGACCUUACCGAUCCCACAAGGUCCGCGCAUGCGACCUGUGUCGCAAGCGCAAGUCCCGAUGCACGGUCGAUAUCCCGGGCCAAUCCUGCCUCCUAUGUCGCGUACAGGGGGCAGACUGUCAUUACCAAGAGGAGCCCAAUCCGGACUCCUCGGUUUUGAGCACAACAGAAACCAAGCCGUGGUCGGGAGCGCCGCCGGCUGAACCCUUGUCGGGACAGAAGCGCAAGCGCAGCCCUGAGAGGCUUCCUGAGAGGCUUCCUGUCUCGCGUCAGUCCACCAAUGGACCUAGUCCACAAGCCACAACUUCCUCUGGUCGCCGUGGUAGUGAUGCACGACGCAAAGAUGACGACCCGCACAAUGAGUCAGUCCUCAUUGUCGGGCCUAUGGUUGCGGAGGAUGCGCAGGUCAUUGAACAACAUAUGCCCCCUGAGCGGUCGAGUCUAUCCGAAGAACCCAAUAGCCACCCAUACAAUAUCUACUCGAGCGAUCCUCGGAAGCCCGUGCUUUAUACCACAAUCUCACGACGGAGGAAGGGUAUGCGCCGGGGAGUUCCGCCUGGUGAAAACCAGAGAGAGAUUUUGGAGCAAAUUCUGGGUCCUUUCAAGCACGACCUUGUCAAACUCUUCAUCGACCGAUUCAACGUUGCAUUCCCGAUAUUUGACGGCGAACAAUUCUGGGAGUCUUAUAUCACAGAAGGACUUGAAGAUCCCCCAGCGUCGCUGAUCUGCCAAGUAUAUUCAAUGUCACUCGUGUAUUGGAAACAUACCCAAAAGCUCUCAUGUCAUCCAAAGCCCGACGUUCGAUACGCCGUCAACAUGACGGUGGCUGCUUUGCACGAGGAGUUUUCUGCACCUGGGCUGUCCACGAUCAGCGCGGCAUUGAUUGACUUAACGGGAAGACCCAUUUUCUCCAUGACUGGAAACGCGAUCAGCUGUGGACGUAUGUUGUCUUUGGCCAACUGUCUCGGGUUGAACCGCGACCCAAGCCAUUGGAAACUCUCGCAACAAGAAAAAGAUCAGAGAGUACGUCUUUGGUGGGGUGUAGUAAUUCAUGAUCGCUGGGGAAGCUUUGGUCACGGUGUACCGCCACAGAUCGCCAAAAGUCAAUACGACGUACCCCUGCCUACAGUUGACAGCCUCGUUCCUCCAAAUCUUCGUACGACCGAGCGCGUGAGAGCCGCCCACUGCCAUAUCUUCUUAUGCAAGCUGACCGAGAUUCUCGGCGAACUAUUGCCUUUGGUCUACGGCUUGCAGGCCAAACCCGCACGCGAAAGCUCCAAGAAGAUCCGACAAAUCCGGACGGAUCUGGAUAUGUGGGAGGACUCUCUUCCUGACUGGUUGCGAUCACCAAUCAAUAACCGCGGGGAGCAACUGUCAGCUUCCAGCAGCUUACAACUCGCUUUCUUGGCAGUCAAGAUGCUUGUCAGCCGAGUGGAAUUGAAUGAGGUCAACAACGCUGAUACCGAUAACCCCGAGGCUCGUCGCUAUUUCCAAACCGAAUGCCGCAGAUCCGCAGAAGAGAUAGUGCGCUUCAUUACCUCGUUGCGAAAGGAUAAUUUCAAAGAAUUUUGGCUGCCAUACAGCGCCUUCCACUUAACGUCCACGGCCACCCUCCUGGUCCGCUGCGCCCUCGAAACGAACGACACCGAAGUAGCCCGGUCCUGUCUUGCCAACGUGGAAACCCUGCGCAACGUUUUACGACGCGUUCGUGAAGAGGAAGACUGGGAUGUAGCUGACAUGUGUCUGGAUCACUGCGAACGAAUCAUGCACCGACUCCCUGGUACCGGUGCCUCCAUCGACCAGCCGCUUACUGCAGCGGCAAUGACUGAUAAUGGACUGGUCAACCCAGCUGCGAUUUCACUGCCCGAGACACAAACCAAUAACGAUAUUGUGGAUGAUAUGAUGUCUAUUUCGAAUACGUUCGGCACAAUGGAUGGUUUCCCCUUCGAUAUGACAGGUAUCUGGGAUGUUUCCGUAUUCCAGGAUGUCAAUCUGCACGAGGGAUGAGAGAACAUGUACUUAACGUUGCACUUUUUUUUGGUUUCCACGGGCUUGUUCAUACUCCUGAGUCUGUUUAGAGUUUGUUUCGCGUCUACAAGGGCAGGCAGGGGGGGUGUACUUUAGAUGGCCCAUUUUCUCGCAGUAUAUAUACCCAAAAGGUCCACUUUCAACUUGGACCGUGCAAAUAAAGGAUAAUAUCAGUCUAUCAGAGUCUCAAGUUUCUUUUUGUCAUAUUAGUGCAUUUGAACCAAAUUUUGUACAUGGAGAAUCAAGAAACAAGAGAAAGAAUCAGACUCCCCAAAGCGCUAUUUUACAAUCGUUCCAAAGAUGAGGGAAUGCUCAGAACGAACCCCAAGAAAACCAUCUAAAUGACCUGCCCCUUGCCCGCCAAUGACAAAAACAAACCCCAGAGAUGAUGAGUCGGGAAGGAAAUAAAAAGAGCGGAAGAUUCGAGAGUAUAAGAAGUCUGCCGCAGGUGAUUGAAGGGGGCAAGAGGUUUACUCCUUGCUAGAACCCAUCCCGAAGAUACCGGUGAAAGAGCCCUUCAUGCUGUUCAUCUGCUCCUGACGAGCCUUCUCCUCUUCGGCGGCCAUUUCGGCCAGCCACUUCUCGCCGUUCUCGCGGAUCUCACGGUCAAUCAUCUCGUAGUUCUUCUGACCACGCUCGCGGAUCUGAUCCCAGAGCAUCUUGCCCUGAGCGAGACCCUCCGAAGGCGACUGCUCGCCAUCAAUUGCACGGCUGGACUUCAGGCCAAGAGCGGAGGCAAGGCUGCCCAUGCCAAUGGAGGGCUUCUUCUUCUGCUCUUCGGCGAGCUCCUUUUCGAAGCGCUCACGCAUGGCUUUCUCACGCUUGGUGAACUCCACGGGGAUGCUGGUACCCUCGAACGACUUGAGGACGGGGCGAACAUCCUCUACGCCCAUACCGGCAAGGUACUCCAGGAACGGGAUCAGGGCAACAAGUGUCUUGUCCUGAGCAUCACCGGUCCACUUGUCCAGAAUGAUGGCGUUCUCGGGCUGCAGGCGGGCGUGCUCCUCCUUGGUGUCAAUCAGAAUGACCUUGGAUAGGUCACGGUUCAGAUAAGACAGAUCCUAG